Aspergillus alliaceus is the source of this 2352-nucleotide messenger RNA. Its product is annotated as Zn(II)2Cys6 transcription factor. Gene Ontology annotation, molecular function: DNA-binding transcription factor activity, RNA polymerase II-specific; zinc ion binding; DNA binding. The record is from RefSeq and is a predicted model, not a curated record. Gene Ontology annotation, biological process: DNA-templated transcription; regulation of DNA-templated transcription. The transcript has a single exon. Lineage: Eukaryota; Fungi; Ascomycota; Eurotiomycetes; Eurotiales; Aspergillaceae. Bases 214 to 1935 code for a protein of 573 amino acids.
UUGUGUGUUUGUCGCUCUUCCCCAACAAAAAGAAAAAAAAACAGAGUGAUUCCCCCUGCCUCACGCCACAAUUACACAAAGUGUCACCUCUUCUUUUAUUAUUCAUCAAUUGGUUCUGGGGCUAAUUGAUCUCCUUUUAUCAUAUUCCUCAAUCUUUUAUGGGGAUUUAACUCAGAAAUUUGAGCAACCUAUGAUCUUACGUGAUUCAUCACGAUGAACGAACCAUUUGUCACAACUAAAACCCCAGGGCCUCCGAAGGCCGGCCCUUCGCUUCUGGCGUGUCUCCUUUGCCGGCAAAAGCAUCUUAAAUGUGACGGGAAAACUCCCGUGUGUGGCCGCUGUGCGGCCACCGGAUCAGAGUGCCAGUAUACUCCUUCGCGCCGCGGGUACAAAGGUCCUUCAAAGAAACGGCGUGCUAACCCGUCUCCCGAUGAGACGGAUCUGUCGGCCUCUUUUGACCCGCAGCCGGUGGGCUUGGUCGACAUUCCUCCGGACUGGAACAGCCUGCAGAACACUUUCCAGUAUAUGUCAACGACCACAUUGACAACCCCAUCUUCGGGAAGCCCCGGUUUAACCGACAAGUCUAGCUCUACGCAACCCCUCCCAUUACACAACGAGCCUCUUACUCCGGACUCCUCGUCUGCCGUCCCGGGUGAUGGCUAUCUAAUCGAUAUCUACUACACGUACUUCCACCCAUCGCAUCCCAUCCUGCCCCCCCUUCGUUUUCUGUAUAGCUCCUAUGUCCCACGUUAUCUCGACCAUGUCAUCAAGUUUAUCGGAUCCCACUUCACGCCAGCCGCCUCCAGCGAACACUACCGACCCAAUGUGAUGUCGUCCGUCUUGGAGCAGGAUGCGAGCAUAGAGAAGCUCCAGGCGCUUCUGCUAUUGGCCAUUGUACUCCAUUCGCGCAACGAGCGCCCCGAGGCUAAAGAGUGCCUUGUCACAGCGGUUAAUAUCGCCUUUGAAUUAGGUGUAAACACCCAGGGGUAUGCAGCGAUGAUGAGUGAAGGCGAUCCGGUGCGAGAGGAGAGUCUGAGGCGUACAUGGUGGGAACUGUAUAUCAUCGAGAACAUGCUGACAGCACUGGGGCUCCAACCGACCGCCCAAACGGGAUUGGUACCGCCUGAGGUCGGGCUUCCCUGCGAGGAACGGAUAUACCAGGAUGGACUGGCUCCACCACCUGCCCCAACAAUUGCGCAGUUCGAUGGACGGGUGUUCGACGAUGAGGAAAGGGAUUUCUCCUCCUUCACCUACCGUAUCGAAGCUGCGCGUAUCUUAGCACGGGUGGUGUCUAUUCAAGACAUGGUUGAAGGUCAGCAGGACCAUGUGGAGGCCAUCGACGCGCGGAUCACCAGCUGGUUCCACCACCUUCCGGAAUCUAAAGCUGAACUGCUGCGGUCGGAUGGAUCGGUAGAUGAGAUGAUGUUCCAGGCCACCAUGGUCGUCAACGGUGCGGCCAUCUACCUCCACUUCCCGCGAUCCGAUUUGCUGUCGUCGCCAGCAAUGGCUGCGGAAGUUAUCUGCGGUCACCAUGGCCCUUGCAGCAUCCCUGCGUUCUCGCAUCAUGCGCAUGCGAUGAAGGCGGUGAAAGCGGCCAGUGAAAUCUCUUCGUUGGCGUCCAUCCGAAUGCCGGUUGUGAAACAUACUCCCUUCUUUAUCUGUGCCCUUGUCAUGAGCUCUAUUGUGCAGCUGGCUGCCUGCUCCGUUAAAGCCGGACAAAUGCCCGACCCGAGUCGUGAUCGACUCACACUCACCAUUGGGGUCUUCAAAUCCCUGGGCCGCACAUGGGCUAUUUCCCAGGCGAUCGUUCGACAGAUUAAGGCUGUCGCACGCGAUGUGAUGGACCUUGGAUUACGACCCACCAUGGAUAAUAUCGACUUGAACAGCGUUCUUGACAGCGGUCGAUUCUGGAUGCCAGAACCCCUUCCGCGGUAAGGGGCUUGAAAAAUUUGGUAUCUCUCUUUCUUUGAACCUUAUUCGUGUUGAUAUUAUCUGACGGCAUAACUAUUCGAUACCCACCGCAGAUAUUAAUAUAAAAAUCAGCCAAUAUGUCAAAAUAAAAGGACAGCUGCUCCUGCCCCGGCCCCAUUUGGAAUGGAAAUGACAUAUUCACGUAUUCACGUAGGCGCUCUUGUUGGUUAUUGCAUGGAAAUUGUCACUGGUAUAUAUCAUGACUGAACACUGAGAUACUAGGAGAAAUUUCAUCAAUUGAUGUGAGGUACAGACACUAGCCCCAAUGUACUACCCGGAUGAUCAAUCUCAAAUCAUCACGACCUGAUCACGAGCAAGGACUGAAUCUAUUAAAAGCCACCUGUAAUGGAUUCUCCAACGAUACGAUAGUAUAUACAUCGA